CUGCCGCCCCGCCGCCGCCGCCGCCGCCGCCGCCCGGGCGCCGCCCGCCCCCCGCCGCCGCUGAGCCUGGCCCGCCGCCGCGGCCUCCCCCGGCGGCGCCGCCCGCCCCGGGCUGCCGCAGCGCCCGCCGCCGCGCCGCGAUGGAGACGGCGGAGAAGGAGUGCGGAGCCCUCGGCGGCCUCUUCCAAGCCAUCAUCAACGACAUGAAGAGCUCCUACCCGAUCUGGGAAGAUUUCAACUCCAAGGCGACCAAGCUGCAUUCGCAGCUCAGGACUACGGUGCUGGCCGCGGUCGCCUUCCUGGAUGCCUUCCAGAAAGUGGCCGACAUGGCCACCAACACCCGAGGGGCCACGAGGGAUAUCGGCUCGGCGCUGACCCGCAUGUGCAUGAGGCACCGCAGCAUCGAGGCCAAGCUCAGGCAGUUCACCAACGCCCUCAUGGAGAGCCUCAUAAACCCUUUGCAGGACAGGAUUGAGGACUGGAAGAAAACUGCCAACCAGCUGGACAAGGACCAUGCGAAAGAGUACAAGCGUGCCCGCCAUGAGAUCAAGAAGAAAUCCUCCGACACCCUCAAGCUCCAGAAAAAAGCCCGCAAAGGCAAGGGGGACCUGCAGCCGCAGCUGGACAACGCGCUGCAGGACGUCAACGACAUGUACCUGCUGCUGGAGGAGACGGAGAAGCAGGCGGUGCGCAAGGCCCUCAUCGAGGAGCGGGGCCGCUUCUGCACCUUCAUCACCUUCCUGCAGCCCGUGGUGAACGGGGAGAUCACCAUGCUGGGAGAGAUCACCCACCUGCAAGGCAUCAUCGACGACCUGGUGGUGCUCACGGCCGAGCCCCACAAGCUGCCCCCCGCCAGCGAGCAGGUGAUCAAGGACCUGAAGGGCUCUGACUACAGCUGGUCCUACCAGACGCCCCCAUCCUCUCCCAGCAGCUCCAGCUCCCGCAAGUCGAGCAUGUGCAGCAGCGUGAGCGGUGCCAAGGGUGGCAUCCCGUGGCCCGGCGGGUCCCAAACUUGCUCACCAAGUUCCACCUAUCGCUACCGCAGCCUGGCGCAGCCGGUCAACGCGGGCACGCGUCUCUCCAGCGUCUCCUCUCACGAUUCGGGCUUCAUCUCCCAGGAUGCCGCCUACUCCAAACCGCCUUCUCCGAUGCCUUCGGACAUCACCAGCCAGAAGUCCUCCAGCUCGGCAUCCUCGGAGGCCUCCGAAACCUGCCAGUCAGUUAGCGAAUGCAGCUCCCCCACCUCGGUUAGUUCUAGCUCUACCGCAGGGGCACGGGCAGGUGGCGAAAAGGAUUGGUCCAAAGCCAGUCCCUACGACCAGCCCGUGGUGAACACCCUGCAGAGGCGAAAGGACCGCGUGGAGCACCUGCGGGAAGCAGAGAUGGCCUCGGCCGCCAUGGGGUACACGGGCAUCAGCGUCGAGGAAGCUCCCAGGCCCCGGAUGUCACCGGCUACGAUUGCUGCCAAGCAUGGCGAGGAGGUGUCCCCCGCUGCCAGCGACCUGGCCAUGGUCUUGACCCGGGGGCUGAGUCUGGAGCACCAGAAGAGCAGCCGGGACUCGCUGCAGUAUUCCAGCGGCUACAGCACGCAGACGACCACCCCGUCCUGCUCCGAGGACACCAUCCCUUCCCAAGGUAGCUCUGACUACGACUGCUAUUCGGUGAACGGAGAUGUGGAGUGCGACCCCCAGAGCGAGUUCGACAAGUCCUCCACCAUCCCGCGCAACAGCAACAUCGCCCAGAACUACCGGCGCAUGAUCCAGACCAAGCGUCCCGCCUCCACCGCUGGGCUGCCUACGGGCACCAACCUGCCAGCCGGCACCACGCCGGGGGUCGCCACCAUCCGCCGCACGCCUUCCACCAAGCCCUCGGUCCGCCGCACCCUCUCCAACGCGGGCCCCAUCCCCAUCCGGCCCCCCAUCGUCCCCGUGAAGACCCCCACGGUGCCCGACUCCCCCAGCUACACCGGCCCCACGCGAGUGGGCAGCGAAGAGUGCGUGUUUUACGCUGACGACGCCUCGCCGAACACCAUGGAUUUUGCCAAAGCUUCGCCCAAGCGGCUGAGCCUUCCCAACACCGCCUGGGGCAGCAACGUCAUGGAGAUCUCCGUGUACCCCGGUGCCGGCCAGCACCUUUCCGCCGAGGAAGAGGAGGACCAGCAGUUGGCAGCCAACCGGCACAGCUUGGUGGAGAAGAUCGGCGAGCUGGUGGCCAGCGCCCAUGCCCUGGGCGAAGGCCAGUUUCCCUUCCCUACGGCGCUUUCUGGCCCCGGCCCUGGCCCCGGCCCCGGCGAGGAGACGCCUACUCCACCGCCGGCGGCCUCCAUGGACCCCCCGGCCGAAGACAUGCUGGUGGCCAUCCGGCGCGGGGUGCGCCUGCGGAGGACCAUCACCAACGACAGAUCGGCCCCACGGAUAUUGUGAUGAAGCCCCCGGUCCCUCCCGGCCCCGUCCCGCGCCGCGCCGUGCCGUCCCGCCGCCCCGCUCCCCGCGUCCCUGGGAGGAGAUCGAAGCAGCGCCCCGAGGAGGAGAGCCGCCGGCGGGAACCGCGGCGCCGCAGCCGCUUUUCGGAGGUAGAGGCAGAGCCUGGAUUUACACGGAAACUGAAAGCCUUCGCUGGCAAACUCGCAAGGACGCAGCCUAGGCGCUGAACUGGGUCUGGAGCCCGUUUUAUACUUUGUUCCUCGCCCCCCGCUCGCCCGCAGCCUCCCUGGCGCUUCUCGCGGCCUCGAGGGCGUGGGGCCCAAAUGCGCAGGGGUCGCCGGCCGCUCUCCCCGUGAGCUCCCCGGUCCCCAGCGAGGCGCUGGCGGCCCUGCGGGCAUCGCGCAGCCUCCCGCGCUCCCUCUCUCCCCUGGCAGGGGCUGGCUGUCGGCUGUCUUUCCUUCCUUCCUUUGGUCUUCCUUUCCUUCUUUCUCUUUAUCUAUUCCUUCUUUCCUUCUUCUUUCCCUCUUCCUUCCUUUCUCUUUCAUUUUUUUUCUUGCUUGCUUGUUUGCUUUCCCUUUCUUUUGCUUUCUUUCUCUUGCUUUCUCUCUUGCUUUUUCUUGCUUGCUUUUUUCUCUUGCUUGCUUUCUCUUUCUCUUGCUUCCUCUUGCUUUUGCUUUCUCUUGCUUGUGCUUUUUGUUUUCUUUCACUUUUUUCUUUGUCAUUUUCACUUUUUUCUUUCCCUUUUGCUCUUUCCCUUUUGCCGUUUCGCUCUUUUUUGCUCUCCUUCAUUCUGUCUUGCUUUCUUCCUCUUUUGCUUCUUUUUUUCUCUCUCCACCUUUCUUUCUUGCUCUCUCUCCUUUCUUUUUCGCUCCUUCUCUUCUUCUUUCUUUCUUCUUUCCUCUCUUUUCUUCUCUUUCUCCUUCUACCUCUGUCUUUGCACUUUCCCCCUUCCCCGGCGGCGCGGGAGGGUUUCCCCCGGCUCGGAGGGGUGGCAGGAUGGGGCCGGGGCCACGGCGGGAGCGCAGCACCGUCCCCGGGGCCCAUCCCUGGCCUCAUCCCCGGGGCAGCGGCCGGGAGGAGGCACCGGGCCGGGGGAGAGGAUGGGGGGCCGGGCGGCGGGAGCCAGGCCGGGGCCGGGACCAUGCCCUGCCGCCGGAGCGCCGGAGCCUCCCGCUUCCCACGGAUGCGCUACGAGCCUUGAAGAAAGCACAACCUCCCCCUGCCGCGCUCGGCACCUGCCCCCUCCUCCCCGGCAGCCCCCCGUUGUACAUAGCUCGCCCCGGUGUGUGUCGCAUCGCAGCCCCCUCCUCGCUCCGUCUUAGGAAUAACGAUUUAGUUAUAACCUCGCCCCGGCCCGCCCUCCCCCCAGCCCUUCUCGUGACCAGAAAUGCUGAUGACAAGUGACAAAUGUUUGGGUUUUUUUGGGUUUAUUUCUCAUUUUGUACAGAGAACAAAAAAUUCCUUGGAAAAGAAAAAAAAAUGUCUUUCGACUGAAGUAACUUUUCUGGUGCUGUUGUUAACUUGUUCCUUUUUUUAAUUUAUUUUUUCCCCCUCAGUGCUCCUGUCUCUGCCUCCGCUUCCCUCCCCUUCCCUCAUCCGGGUUUCUUUUUCUUUCUUUUAUUCCCUCCUUUGGGGUUUUUUUGGUUUUUUUUUCGUGGUAAUUAUCCUGUCUCCCCCCCCAGCCCUUGAUUUCAAUAGUCACUGCUACAAGUAACGAAUGCACUGUGAAGAUUCCAGUAUUAAUAAAAGUCGUACUGUAA
Dromaius novaehollandiae (emu) is the source of this 4183-nucleotide messenger RNA. It is a transcript of the gene MTSS2, whose product is annotated as MTSS I-BAR domain containing 2. The transcript has 14 exons. Gene Ontology annotation, molecular function: actin binding; phospholipid binding. Gene Ontology annotation, cellular component: actin cytoskeleton; cytoplasmic side of plasma membrane. Gene Ontology annotation, biological process: plasma membrane organization; cell projection assembly. NCBI's taxonomy places the organism in Eukaryota, Metazoa, Chordata, Aves, Casuariiformes, Dromaiidae. The coding region runs from base 141 to 2423 and encodes 760 amino acids. The record is from RefSeq and is a predicted model, not a curated record.